Molecule: messenger RNA, 1414 nt
Organism: Solanum lycopersicum (tomato)
Lineage: Eukaryota; Viridiplantae; Streptophyta; Magnoliopsida; Solanales; Solanaceae
Gene: CO1
Product: CONSTANS 1
Biological process (GO): regulation of flower development
Cellular component (GO): nucleus
Molecular function (GO): protein binding; zinc ion binding; DNA-binding transcription factor activity
Source: RefSeq, marked validated
AGUGCUCCAACUACAAGUUUUUUACAACACAAAAUAGAGAGAAAGAAAAGAGAAAACUAAAGUUAGUCCAAUGUUGAAAAAAGAGAACAGUAACAAUUGGGCAAGGGUGUGUGACAGUUGCCAUUCCGCAACAUGUACCGUUUACUGUCGGGCGGAUUCCGCCUAUUUGUGUGCGGGCUGUGAUGCCCGCAUUCAUACAGCAAGUCUCAUGGCUUCUCGCCACGAGCGUGUAUGGGUUUGCGAAGCCUGCGAGCGUGCCCCUGCAGCCUUUCUUUGCAAAGCGGAUGCUGCCUCGCUUUGUGCCUCUUGCGACGCUGACAUUCACUCUGCAAACCCCUUGGCACGUCGUCACCACCGUGUCCCAAUUAUGCCCAUUCCAGGAACCAUUUAUGGUCCUCCAGCUGUUCACACCAUUACCGGUGGUUCUAUGAUGAUUGGUGGGACCACAGGGGAAGGCACCGAGGAUGAUGGAUUCUUGAGUUUGAAUCAAGAUGCAGAUGAUACAACCAUAGAUGAAGAAGAUGAAGAUGAAGCAGCUUCAUGGUUGUUGUUGAAUCCUCCUGUUAAGAAUAACAAUAAGAAUAACAACUAUGGGAUGUUGUUUGGUGGAGAAGUAGUGGAUGAUUACUUGGAUCUUGCAGAGUAUGGAGGGGACAGUCAAUUUAACGACCAGUACAGUGUUAAUCAGCAGCAACAACAUUACUCUGUUCCUCAGAAGAGCUAUGUUGAAGAUAGUGUUGUGCCAGUUCAGAACGGACAGCGAAAAUCUCUGAUUCUUUACCAAACGCCACAACAACAACAAAGUCACCACCUGAAUUUUCAGCUUGGAAUGGAGUAUGACAAUUCUAACACUGGAUAUGGUUACCCUGCUUCUUUGAGUCACAGUGUUUCCAUUUCGUCGAUGGAUGUCAGUGUUGUUCCAGAAUCUGCACAAAGUGAAACUUCAAAUUCCCAUCCACGACCUCCAAAAGGGACCAUCGAUCUGUUCUCAGGCCCUCCAAUUCAGAUACCUCCCCAGCUUACUCCAAUGGACAGAGAAGCCAGAGUCCUAAGGUACAGAGAGAAGAAGAAGAACCGUAAAUUUGAGAAAACCAUAAGGUAUGCUUCAAGAAAAGCCUAUGCAGAAACAAGGCCAAGAAUCAAAGGCCGAUUUGCAAAGAGAACGGACGUAGAGGCUGAAGUAGACCAGAUGUUCUCCACACAACUAAUGACAGACAGCAAUUAUGGAAUUGUCCCUUCAUUCUGAAUGCAACAAAGAGAAGAUCAACCACAAGCCCCUAAACCUAGAAUUAAUAUUGUAUCUCUUAGGUCAUUAUCGAUCUAAGGCUAUAGGAAAUGUACUACAGCAGCUUUCCACAGAGGAUUUGUUAAAUUCUCUGCUUUGUUGUAUAUGUAAAAAGAGUUCUUCCUUGUA